Messenger RNA from Anarrhichthys ocellatus (wolf-eel), 1865 nucleotides. Its product is annotated as early growth response protein 2b-like. Gene Ontology annotation, molecular function: DNA-binding transcription factor activity, RNA polymerase II-specific; RNA polymerase II cis-regulatory region sequence-specific DNA binding. Gene Ontology annotation, biological process: regulation of transcription by RNA polymerase II. Lineage: Eukaryota; Metazoa; Chordata; Actinopteri; Perciformes; Anarhichadidae. The record is from RefSeq and is a predicted model, not a curated record. The coding region runs from base 74 to 1264 and encodes 396 amino acids. The transcript has 2 exons.
ACAGACAAAAUGUUUGAGAGAAAAAUGGACUAAAAUAUUUCCUAUAAUUAGUCUAAACCGCCUGAUCUCCAGGAUGACUACUAAAAUAGCGAAUGAAGUUUUUGUAUCUCUCAGCAGUCUUGUAGACAGUAUUCCUAGAGAUGUGUACUCAGCGGAGGGGUCGAUUGUUUUUAAAGAAGAGGCUCUAGGGGAAGAAGAACAUGAAGAGAAUGAAAGCGGUACCCUUCUGUUCGAGGGGAAGAGCGCACCUGAGCUGCCUUGCUACGGGGACUUGGCGCAGUACGUGGCAACUUUACGCACGCACCCAGUGGCGUUUACUGGCAAGUUCUCGGUGGACUCCAGAGGCGCAGGAGAACCGUGGACACCGAGGCAGGUCAUCAACGUAAUCAGCGCUGACAUCGCCGCCCCGGUGUCUGCGUCGUGUUCAAGAUCGCCAGAUCUUGACGCGGGGGACUGUACCAUGGCGCACGGCCAUCCGGACAUCAGUCACAUGUACGUGCCCCCCCAUCAUCAUCCUCAUCCUCACCCUCAUUCUCACCCUCACCCGGCCCCUUCCUACUCCUGCAGCGGAGACAUGUACCAGGACCAGUCGGCGGGGGGGUACCUGUCGACCUCCACCUGCUCUGUGUCCUACCACCCGCCUCCGACCUACAACCCUGCGCCUAAAUCGACUGUAGACGGCGCCGCACUGCUGUCUAUCAUGCCCGAGUACGGAGGCUUCUACCAGCAGAGCUGCCAAAGAGAUAUCCAGGCGUCUUUCCCAGAGAGGAAAUCACUCCCGUACCCGCUAGACUCCCUCAGGGUGCCUCCGCCUCUAACUCCUCUCAACACCAUCAGGAACUUUACGCUCGGUGCGCCGUCACCUGCGGCCGAAGGUCCGAUGGCCGCCGCCUUCCCCAGCCACCAAAGCCUCCCUCUUCGGCCGAUCCUGAGACCCAGGAAGUACCCGAACCGGCCGAGCAAGACGCCGGUCCACCAGAGGCCGUACCCGUGCCCGGCGGAGAACUGCGAUCGCAGGUUCUCCCGGUCGGACGAGCUGAGCCGACACCUGCGCAUCCACACGGGCCACAAACCAUUCCAGUGCCGCAUCUGCAUGAGGAACUUCAGCCGCAGCGACCACCUCACCACCCACAUCCGCACGCACACCGGGGAGAAACCCUUCUCCUGCGACCAAUGCGGGAGGAAGUUCGCCCGGAGUGACGAAAGGAGGAGGCACAUGAAGAUUCACCUCCGGCAGAAGGAGAAGAAAUCCUCAGCGUCUUAAUCCUCAUCGCGCACGGCUUGAUGCUGGUGAAUGGGUACUUUCUCAAUCCGAACAUGACCAGUGGAUCGGCUCCUGCCUCAGUCUGUCAGCCAAAAGAGUCCAAAUCUUACCUUGUAGUUUAUUUAGUCAAGAGGUGGAAGAAAUCUCUUUGGAAGCACAUCAGGUAGAAUCAGGGACCAGAGUUUGGCCAUGCCGUCGUUAUUUAUCACAUUAACAUAAUUCCUCAUCAGUCAGUGGUUCAGAUUAUUAAUAGACAGUCAUACACACAAACAAAGUUGGACAUUGUGGUGUUAAAUUGUAAAUGGACUUUGGUUUACACUUUAAACGACAACAGUUGGUGUGCUUCUUUAAAACACAGUGUGACCAGCUGCUACAGCUCAUUUUAGUGCUCUGUGGCAAAGCAGUGUGUUGACUGUCUACAUGCUUCAUAUUCUCAGGGAUUCAAUUACAAUCAAGGCUGCAAACAUGAGACCAAAAUGCUGCAGGUCAGCUGACCGAUGCAGGAGUUUAACCAGCUGUGGUUUGGUUUCAACUGCAGUUUAAUGUACAAAAUCUGGUAAUCUCAGAAAAAUUACAAUAAAUCACUGUGGUAUCAGAGGGG